Messenger RNA from Talaromyces proteolyticus, 441 nucleotides. RefSeq lists its product as uncharacterized. The transcript has 6 exons. Bases 1 to 441 code for a protein of 146 amino acids. The record is from RefSeq and is a predicted model, not a curated record. Lineage: Eukaryota; Fungi; Ascomycota; Eurotiomycetes; Eurotiales; Trichocomaceae. Gene Ontology annotation, molecular function: RNA binding.
AUGGCAAAACUCUUCAUUGGCGGCCUAGCAUGGCACACUACAGAUGAGACUUUGCGCCAGGGCUUUGAAUCGUAUGGAACGGUCGAAGAAGCUAUCGUCAUCAAGGACCGAGAUACCAAUCGCAGUCGUGGAUUCGGCUUUGUUCGAUUCGCAAAUGAUGCUGAUGCGGAUGCCGCCAUUGAGGCCAUGAACAACCAAGAGUUUGAUGGACGAACGAUCCGCGUUGACAAGGCAUCAAACAAUUCCUCCUCGUCUCGCAAUGACGGUGGCUUCCAUGGCCGUGGUGGAUACAAUCGCUAUGAUAACAGCGGUGGUCGCGGUGGCUACGGUGGAGGUGGUGGCUACAAUGGCCAAGGCGGCCAAGGUGGCCAAGGUGGCCAGGGUGGCUGGGGUGCAAACAACCAGUACUCUUACAACCAAGGCGGCCAAGGUUCUGCUUAG